UGGGAAGGAAACAAAACACCCACUGCCCAGGAGGGUGAUUUCCUUUCCCCACGGACCCCAGAAGGGCUCCUGGCACUGGACGGUCAGUGCCACCAUCCCGGGUGGCAGAGAUCAAGUGGCACCAGGUGAGUCUGGUGGCUGCUGGGGAGGUGGGCUGGGGACACGGCCCCGGGCAGCUCCCCAAGUCCCCAGCACCCGGGUCCCCCACCACCCCGUUCCCUCGAUCUCCUCCCAGUCUUAUGGCAAAAUGUGGGGGGCGCCGGGCACCGCGGUGCGGAGCAUCCGCCCCUACCAGUCCAGCGAGCAGUACCUCUACGCCAUGAAGGAGGACUUGGCGGAGUGGCUGAAGGAGCUGUACGGCCUGGACAUCGGGGUGGGCACCUUCGUGGAGGUGCUGGAGACGGGGGCUGUGCUCUGCUCCCACGCCAACAACGUCACCCACGUGGCCGGGGAGUUUGCCCGCGCCUGCCCCGGCGUGGCACGCCACCUCCGCCUGCCCACCACCGGCGUCGCCUGCAACCUCGCGGCACAGCCGGGCACCUUCCAGGCCAGGGACAACAUCUCCAACUUCAUCCAGUGGUGCAGGAAGGAGAUGGAUAUUAAAGACGUUCUGAUGUUUGAGACGGAGGACCUGGUGCUGAGGAAGAAUGAGAAGAACUUUGUGCUGUGCCUGCUGGAGCUGGCACGCCGUGCCGCCCGCUUCGGCAUGCGCGCCCCGACCCUCGUGCAGAUGGAGGAGGAGAUCGAGGAGGAGCUGCGCCAGGAGCUGGACCUGCCGCCUGCAGACACCCCCCUGCCCCGGCCCCCCAGGAAACCACGGGACCUCCACAACCUCGAUCAGAUGGUCCAGCACCUGGUGAGCCGCUGUACCUGCCCCAUCCAGUUCCCCAUGAUCAAGAUAUCUGAAGGGAAAUACCGCGUGGGUGACUCUGACACCCUCAUCUUUGUCCGGAUCCUGCGGGAGCACGUCAUGGUGCGGGUCGGGGGCGGCUGGGACACGCUGGAGCACUACCUGGACAAGCACGACCCGUGCCGCUGCACCUCCCUCUCUCACAAACAAGCCUGGAAAACCAGGAGCCCCCAGCAGCAAGUGCAGCACGAGAUCUGGCUGUGCCCAGCCUCGAAGGCAGCCGCCCGUGGCCAGCCCCAGCCCGCGCUGCUGGUCAGCCGCUCGCAGAGCCCCCUGCCCCCCGUCACCUGGGGGUCCCGUGUCCCCCCCGGCCCCCGACCCCCUGCCACCCCCUCGCUGGAGGCCUCGGGUCACCCGCCGGGUGCCAACCCUCGCCAGGAGCCAGCGCAGCCCCAGAGGGGCCCUUUGGGCAGGAUGCGGGAGUCACCGGUUGUCCCUUUGGGGAGGCAGCCACCACCGUCCGGGUCACCUCCUCGACCCAGCUCCCCUGGCUGUGGGGUGACGAGCCGGGCACCCACCCCUUCCCGGCCAGCCCCCAGCACGCAGGACUGUGUAGGGGUCCCUAAGGUGCCGCGUGGGAGCACCUCGGGGAAAAACCCCACGGCACCGACACGGGGCAGGGCCAUGACACCCAGCACCCGGCUGACACAGGCACCUCCUAAAAGCACCCUGCAAGGACGCAAAUCAUCUGCGACAGGUGCCAGGCUGCAGGAAGGGGGGGUCCUUGCUGCGGUGACACCCCGUGCCUCCAGCCCCAGCAAGGUCUGUGCCCCCUCCCCACACCGAGACGCCUGGGGAGACUCACAGAACCAGAAAAUCUGGGGACCCCUUGGCAGGGGCCAACUGCCCUCACCCCGAAAUUCCUCCAGCCAGCCCCCGAAACACGACGGCAGCAUUAAACCCCUCGUCAAAGCCAACCCGGCCGUCUGCCGGCCCCCCACCCCUCUGGCCCAUUUUGCAGAUGGGUGGAAGGUCUGUGCUGCUGGGAGGGGUCCCCAGGGGACCCAGCAGUGCCACCCAGCCCCAAGCCCAAGGGCUGGGGGUGCCGAGGGACCUGGGGUGCAGGCUGAUGAACCGGGGGUGGCCUGUGGCCCUAGUGGGGGGAGCGAGCGGCUCGGGGGGUGCUGGGGGCAUGCACAGCCCCCUGGCUACAGCCAGGUGGUGGAGGAGCUCUCCCGUGGGCAGCAGUCCCUGCGCCCCGUGGGGCUGGGGAGGUGGGUCCCCAAAACGCCCCCACGAGCCACCUCACAGCCCACCGUUCUCCCGGUUAGGGGGGAGGUGGAGGCCCCAGGAACAGGGGGCCAAACCCCGCGGGGGGCCCGGGCCAGCAACGUCCCCAAGCCCCGGCGGUGCCUGAAGAAACCUGAGCGUGUGCCCUCCAUCUACAAGCUGAAGCUGCGGCCCAAGGCACGUCCCCGGCGGGACCACAGGCCGGGCAAACGUCCCUCACGCAUCCCCACCCCGCUGGGGCAGCUCCCACCUGCCCCCCGGGACCAGCAUCGCCCCCCGGAGCCCCCCCGGCACCCCCAGACCCACUCUGCACUCCCCGGGGCCAAGCCCUCGCCGGCCGACAGCGGGGCCUGGCUGACCGAGGAUGAGGAGGAGGCAUGGGUCUGACACCCCCCCUGCACCCCGAGGUGGGGACAGACCCCUCGCUUGUCCGAAGGUGGGGGCGACGCUGAAGCCGGAGCUGAGGUGCCGGAGGUUGGUGUGGGCAGUGCAAUGGAUUUGUUCCCAGGCAACCCGGGGGUCCCCCUUCCCGCUCUCCAGAGCUGCACCCCCUCCUUCCCCUUGGGUUUUUUGUUUUGUUUUUUUUUUUGGGGGGGGGGGACACUGGUAAUUCUCCUCCUAAACAGGCGCUCCUGUACUGGUUGGGUGGAAAAAUUCUGCCCCAAAUUGAGAGAAUGGGGCACUGUCUGCAGGGAAGAGGGGUGGAGGGGUGUAGCCGGCCCCUAUGGUGUCCCCCUAAAGUGGGGAGCUGGCAUCCAAACAUGCAAAACAUUUGUACCUCAGUCUUCCCCGUCUGUACAAUGGGACUGACAAUCGGCAUGCGUUACAGCACCAAGAGCCUUGAUGAGUGUUGGGAGUCGCUCAGGUUGGGGGAUCCCCAGAGGGGCUGAGCCCCCGCGGGGGUUCCUUAUGCACAAAGGUGGGAGACCCGGGCAGGGGGAGGCGUCGGUGGCCACCUCAGCCGUGAUGGUGGUCACCAAGGCUCAUUGCAGACACCGCCGCACUCCCGAGCCUACAGCCACCGACCCGGCAGUGGUGGUUGUGCAAUAGAGACGUACCAAAGCU
This is a messenger RNA of Tyto alba (common barn owl), 3205 nucleotides long. It is a transcript of the gene GAS2L2, whose product is annotated as growth arrest specific 2 like 2. Gene Ontology annotation, biological process: actin crosslink formation; regulation of microtubule polymerization or depolymerization; microtubule bundle formation. Gene Ontology annotation, molecular function: microtubule binding; cytoskeletal adaptor activity; actin filament binding. The transcript is spliced from 6 exons. The record is from RefSeq and is a predicted model, not a curated record. The coding region runs from base 248 to 2527 and encodes 759 amino acids. Lineage: Eukaryota; Metazoa; Chordata; Aves; Strigiformes; Tytonidae. Gene Ontology annotation, cellular component: microtubule plus-end; stress fiber; actin filament.